This is a messenger RNA of Sorghum bicolor (sorghum), 776 nucleotides long. Its product is annotated as kxDL motif-containing protein 1. The transcript has 3 exons. The record is from RefSeq and is a predicted model, not a curated record. Gene Ontology annotation, biological process: lysosome localization. NCBI's taxonomy places the organism in Eukaryota, Viridiplantae, Streptophyta, Magnoliopsida, Poales, Poaceae. Bases 118 to 495 code for a protein of 125 amino acids. Gene Ontology annotation, cellular component: BORC complex.
CCCAAUCGCUCGCAGGUCGCAGCGCUUCGACCCGGACCCCGGAGCGGAGGCCGGAGGGGGAAUCCACAGCCGCGGUGCCGCGUUGGGAGCAACAGGGACGGCGGAGGCGGUGAAGCCAUGGAGAAGCCGCUACCGGAGCCUGCCCCUUCGGCAGCCGCGGAGGAGGUGGCCGAGCGGUUCAGGUCGCUCGUCGACCCCGAUGACAUCGCCUCCAUCAGGCAGACGCAGCACCUCAUACUGGGGCGAUUGCAAGAUAGCAAUGCAGUUCUCACUCAUUUCAAUGACUACUCCGAACAAUGCUUUGCAGAAGUGUCUAGUGAUUUUGCUAGUAAAACUCGCCUUCUCAGGUCCAUGAAGGCUGAUCUUGACCAUAUUUUCACAAAGCUAAGAGGGAUGAAAGCUAGGUUAGCAGCCACUUAUCCUGAUGCUUUCCCUGAUGGUGCAAUGUCAAAGACGAUGGACCAGAGACCGGACCUUGAAAGUCCUCUGGAUUAGUUGGCCUAACAUCAAAAUUCGGCAUAUUAGUGACGAGAUAUGCAGGCAUACCUAAGAGUUAUUUAAUAACUCUGGAGUUGCAGAAAUUUCUAGCUUUGAGUGACCUAUGCUUCCGCUUAUACAGUUGUAACUCUGUGUAUUAGAACUGGGCUUAAUAGAUCAGCAUCUUUGUUGUGUUGUAAAUAUUGCAUCUUGGCAAAUCAGGGUGUGUUUGGUUUGAGGAAUGAGGUUAGUGGAAUGGAAUGAGUUGAUCCAUCACCACCUCAUUUCUCACAAGCUAA